Molecule: messenger RNA, 1923 nt
Organism: Caenorhabditis elegans
Lineage: Eukaryota; Metazoa; Nematoda; Chromadorea; Rhabditida; Rhabditidae
Gene: cest-4
Product: Carboxylesterase type B domain-containing protein
Exons: 10
Coding region: 79-1857 (592 amino acids)
Source: RefSeq, marked reviewed
AAACACAUUAUCAGUUUUCAAAAAAAAGAAAUUUUGUUGUCAAACUAAUUUUAGUGUUUGACAUUGAUUGAUUCAGGAAUGCUUUUACUUCCUGGUCUUAUGAAUAAUUUGUUACUGUUUCUGUCAUUUUUCUUAUUAUUCUCAAUUACAAAAUCUGCAAUUGUUUCUACAUCGUUGGGGCAAAUUGAUGGUGAUCAAAUUGGAAGUUUCCAUUUAUUUAAACAUAUUCCAUUAGCAAAGCCACCAAUUGGAAAAUUAAGAUUUCAAAAACCAGAACCGCCUGAGAAAUGGACCGGAGUGAGAAAUGCAAAAGCGUACGGACCAGCAUGUAUAUCAAAUUCAUCUGUAUCAACAAGCCCACAGAAAUGGAUUGAUGAAGAUUGUCUUCACAUAAAUAUCUUCACUUCUGAUAAAUGUUUGAAAUCAAAAGACUGUGCAGUUGUUACAUAUUUUCAUGGAGGAGGUCUCAUGUAUGACUCGGCUGUAAUGUUUAAUGAUACGUAUUUGCUUGGGACUUUUGUUAACCAAGAUGUAAUAAUUGCGAUUCCUGCUUUCCGUCUUGGCAUUUUUUCUCAUUUCGUUGUUGAAGAUCAAAGUAUUGCUCCCACAAACUUGGCACUUUAUGACAUUCUACUCGGCGUCGAGUUUGUGAAGAAUGAAAUUCACAAUUUUGGAGGAAAUAACCAGAAAAAUACAAUUAUGGGUCAUUCCUACGGAGGUUCAAUAGUCAAUAUUCUAACAUUCAGUUCGAAGAUUAACCAUGAUUUAAGUCUAUUUCAACAGUCUAUUUGUAUGUCAUCUGGACAUGAUUUUGAAACAUUGGAAAUUCAAAUUCAAAAAACCAAUCGUUUCGCUAAACACGCAGGGUGUACAGUUCCAUCAAUUAUUGAAAAGAAGAUGACAACAAGGCAAAGUGAUUUGUAUAGGAUGAAAUGUUUACAAAAUAAGGAUGCUUUAGAGUUGUUGAGAGUUCAACGUUUAUUAGAAGAUGAAGGUUAUCCAACAUAUGGAUACUUAGUUCAACGGGAGCCUCUUAUACAAGAAAUACCAUAUCAGGAAUUUAUGAAAUCUCCAAAGAAAAUUCCAAUGCUCACAGGAUGUACUAGAUAUGAAAUGGACCAUUCACCAGCACCAAAGCCAAUUGGACAAGCAUUGGGUUUUGAGAAUCCAGAGGAAGUUUAUAUGAAAUUUAGAAAGGACUGGGAUGAUGAAGUCUAUGAAUUCGGAAAUCAUUCCGAUGAGACUCAAGCCAUCAUGGUUCAAGUAAGAGUAAGAGUUAAUAAUCUACUCUCAAAAAAUGUUCCGGCAUAUCUUUACGAGUACACAUAUCCAAAACAUGCACGACAUACUGACGAUUUGUUUUAUUUAAUGGGUGUUCAUCGUUUUGAAAAGGAUGAAAAUGAAAUUGAAUUGGGAAAAGUCUACGAAACGAUAUUCAUGAAUUUUGCAAAAUUUGGUGACCCGAAAGAAGGUUUUGAGUUGGCCAACGCAGAAAAUGAAUCAUAUUAUGAAGUAUAUUGGGAUGGAGAAACAGGAGAAAGACCACAAAUGAAAACUAAAUUUGAAGAAAAGAUUAUCAACUAUUGGCUGAAAGAUAUGGUGGAAUAUGACAAGCACAUCACAGAACUCAAAAAUCAAAAAAUCUCAAUAAGAAAGCCAGUUGUCAGAUUUUAUGAAGAAUCAUCUAAAUACCAUCAGUACUCGUAUAUGACAAUUAGCAUUUUAUUGAUUUUUACCAUUUUUCUAACCGGCUACUUAUUUGGAAGAUGUUGUUGUGUUGGCAAUCAGGAUAGGAAUUUAUAUAUUCAAUUAGAUGGAAGCAAUAUUCCAACCGGGCAUAUUGUUAAAAACUUCUAAAUUAUUGUCUAAUUACAUGUAUAUAUUUAAAUGUGUUAAUGAAUCGUGUUUUCAAAUCUCAAUUUA